Messenger RNA from Ornithodoros turicata, 1065 nucleotides. RefSeq lists its product as uncharacterized. NCBI's taxonomy places the organism in Eukaryota, Metazoa, Arthropoda, Arachnida, Ixodida, Argasidae. The record is from RefSeq and is a predicted model, not a curated record. Bases 1 to 1065 code for a protein of 354 amino acids. The transcript has 3 exons.
AUGGCGACGUCCCAGGCAACGAUGAGUGAUGCUGAGCUAGCUCAGCAUAGGAAACGUCAGCGUCUUAUAUCAGCUGCCAUGUGCUUGCGAGCGAGGCGUUUGUCUGCCGGAAUGCAAUUUGAGCUGGACAUUGAGGUGGAAACAAGCAUAUCAAGUGAGAUUGAGCAGCGGCUAAACUCAAACGAGUUUAUCGUAGCCGCUAUUAUGGCCAGCAGUUUGUCCAAAGCGCAUCGACGCCGGUACCUAGUGGAAUCGCUUCCGACUCUCGAGCGCGAGAACACGGAAAUGCGGGACGCGAUAACACCCGAGAAACGAGUGGCUGUUGGCCUCUACAGAUUGUGUUCAACGGCAGAAGAUAGGACGAUCGGACAUUUGUUUGGCAUAGGGCGCUCUACUGUGAACACCAUUUUCAAAGAAUUCUGCGAUGCUGUCAUUAUGCACCUUGAAGGCCAGUGGCUGUGCAUGGUGCGCCCACACGAGAUGCCGCAGCAUAUGCGGGAGUUCCAUGCUGCGAGUGGAUUUCCGCACGCUGUUGGCGCCCUAGACGGCUGCCACUUUCCAGUGUCGCCACCGAAGCAGCAUGCUGCUGACUACUACAACUACAAGGGGUGGUACAGCAUCAUACUCCUUGCAUUGGUUGACCACUUGUACCGUUUCAGGUACAUCAACCUGGGGAGCCCUGGGAGGUGCCAUGACGCUCACGUGUACGGGCGCUCAAGACUGUGUGCUCUCGUUGAUGGCGAAUACUUUCGUUCACACGUGACCACUAUUGAAGAAACGCCUGUCGCACCAGUGAUAUUAUGUGAUCAGGCAUUCCCCCUCACAACAAACCUCCUCAAACCGUUCCCAAACCCACCAAAAGAAACACCACAAGCUGUGUUCAACUAUAACCUCUCGAGAACGAGGAGAGUUGUAGAAAAUGCAUUUGGGAGACUGAAAGCACGUUUCAGGUUUGUUAUGAAGCGUAUGGAGUGUCGUCUGCCUACCGCGAAGCGUGCUAUCAGGGCUGCGUGCAUACUGCACAACGUUUGUGAGGCCCUCAAGGACAACGUGGAGCACGAGUAG